UUAUAAUCUCCAUGGAUUCCAACAACUCAAAGAGGCUUGCAUUCUCGGAGCUCUUUAUGUCUCAGAGGAGAAAGGUUGUUUCUGGGUAUAGUUUAGGUGUUGGAGUUUCUCUCCUUUUUCUCACUCUUCUCUUCCUCAAUAGUUCUCUCAAGGCUCCUCAAGUUCAAGUCUUUCUACAACGAUCUGAUGCUGCUUCGUUUUCUUCUUGGCAUUUUCGCAUUUCAACUUACCCUUUUUCCUCUUCCUCUGCGAGCAAUGCUUCUGUGAGUUCUAUGCAGAGGAUUGAAGAAGGAAGUGCUGUGGGGGAAAAGGGUUUGGAGAAGAAGACCCAUUUGGGGAAUCUUACUGAGAACCGUGAUAAUGCAAGCUUGCAUGUUGAAGAGCAACGUUUUCCUCAGGAAACAACCCGUGUGGGAAAUGGUGCCUUAACCCCAGAGAAGGAAAAUUUCUCGGAUCCUAAUGGGGUGGUCAAAGAUGAACCCUUGCCGGGUGAGAAAAGAAAAUUUUCUGCGAAUUCAAGUCUUUCCGGUGAAGCAAAAACGGUGAUGCAGAAAAACAACAACGUGGGAAAUUCGUCAUGCAAUGGAAAUCCUGGUGAAGAAGGGAAGUUGAUGAUUGAGAAAAGCAAUGUUACUGUGAUUGGUCAUGAUUCACGACAGGGUAAAAUGCAGGUUGGUUUCCAUGGGAAUUGUGAUAUCUUUGAUGGUAAUUGGGUGAGAGAUGAUUCAAAGCCAUACUAUCCCUUAGGUUCUUGUCCCCACAUAGAUAGGGAUUUUGAUUGUCAUCUUAAUGGGAGGCCUGAUAGCGAAUAUGUGAAAUGGAAAUGGCAGCCAAAUGGAUGCGACAUUCCAAGUUUGAAUGCAACUGAUUUUCUGGAAAAAUUGAGAGGGCAGAGACUGGUUUUUGUGGGGGAUUCACUGAACAGGAACAUGUGGGAGUCCAUGGUGUGUAUCCUACGUCAAAGCAUCAGGGACAAGAAACGUGUUUUUGAAAUUUCAGGAAGAACGAAAUUUAAGAAGAAAGGUGUCUAUGCUUUUAGAUUUGAGGAUUAUAAUUGUUCAGUGGACUUUGUUAGUUCUCCAUUCAUUGUUCGAGAGUCAACUUUCAAAGGCAUAAAUGGGUCAUUUGAGACAUUAAGAUUGGAUUUGAUGGACCAGACAACUACCAUGUAUCAUGAUGCCGAUAUCAUAGUCUUCAAUACAGGCCAUUGGUGGACCCAUGAGAAAACAUCUAAGGGAGAAGACUAUUAUCAAGAAGGCAACCAUGUGUACCCAAGACUCAAAGUUCUAGAUGCAUAUACAAGGGCAUUGACCACUUGGGCUAGAUGGAUCAACAACAAUAUUGAUGCAAAUCGAACUCAGGUUUUCUUCAGAGGAUACUCAGUGACCCAUUUCAGGGGUGGGCAAUGGAAUUCAGGAGGACAGUGCCACAAAGAAACCGAGCCAAUAUAUAAUGGAACUCACCUACGGAAACAUCCCUCAAAAAUGAGGGCGUUAGAGCAUGUCAUCCCAAAGAUGAAAACUCCAGUGAUAUAUAUGAACAUAAGUAGGCUUACAGAUUACAGAAAAGAUGGGCAUCCUUCUAUAUACAGAAUGGAAUAUAAGACAUCAGCAGAACGAACCUCUGCUGAGUUACACCAAGAUUGCAGUCAUUGGUGCCUGCCUGGAGUACCAGAUACUUGGAAUGAAUUACUGUAUGCUUCUCUCUUAAAAUAUGGUAAAGGAAAUUGGAAAAACUGAGCU
Messenger RNA from Gastrolobium bilobum, 1742 nucleotides. Its product is annotated as protein trichome birefringence-like 2. Gene Ontology annotation, molecular function: O-acetyltransferase activity. Bases 12 to 1739 code for a protein of 575 amino acids. Gene Ontology annotation, cellular component: Golgi apparatus. Lineage: Eukaryota; Viridiplantae; Streptophyta; Magnoliopsida; Fabales; Fabaceae. The record is from RefSeq and is a predicted model, not a curated record. The transcript is spliced from 5 exons.